AUGGUCCUGGUGACCAUCCCGAUGAUGGAGAGGCAAGGAACGCGCACGGUUCGCUUGAUUCUCGUGGAGAAACGCGAGUUUCCUCGAUUAUUAUCGUCGCCCGUCGGUGGAUCGCUCCGAGACCGGAAAUACGAGGCGAGUCCAACUUGCGUCUUGACGAAGUUGCCGACGGAAGAUGUCGCCUGCCGAUCAUCUCGGAACGUGAGUGACAAGCUGGAUCUUGGUAGCGUGCCGAUCGGCGAGGAGUUCCUGGAUACUUCAGAAAUUUUGCAACCACGGAGGACACUAACAACAUGUCUUACCUCGCUCUGGACUCCAACGCCUGGCAGUUGUGACCGGAGAACCCCGCGGUCGACCUUUGGAUAAUAAUUCGGCGGUAGAGCUCAGAAUGAC
Nylanderia fulva is the source of this 393-nucleotide messenger RNA. RefSeq lists its product as uncharacterized. Lineage: Eukaryota; Metazoa; Arthropoda; Insecta; Hymenoptera; Formicidae. The record is from RefSeq and is a predicted model, not a curated record.